CUUCCCUUGCUCUGUCCCUGUGUCCAAGAGAUUUGCUCUUGCCUUCACCAGCCCUGCAAGCUUGCAUAUGCCUCCAGAGUUCGAAGGCGCCGCGCCCACACACUGACCCCUGGCAUGUGAAACAAGCAUCUUGAGGAAAAGCAGUUGGGAAGUGAGAUAUAACACUCACACAGUCCGGCUCUGUCCAAGCCCAGUUGCCUUUUGCACCCGCUGUCGACCUCCUUCAAAGCAAGCUUCUCUACAGACCCGACACUCGUGGUGGCCGCACCAACAGACUCGACGAUGGCCUUCCAGUCAGCAGCCAGCAUGUCAUGGCCGUCAGGCUCUCUUUUCAGGUUCCCACCGAAUCCUAACUCGGGGUUUAUCCCGCCGCCGCCCGCUGGCAGCACACCCUCUGCCCCACCGGUUACUAUCCCAGACAGCAUCUACCACGCCGCGCUCGACCCGCGGCUCCCCAUUACGGUCGCGGUCGUCUACGCCGUUUCCGCCAAGGCGCUCAACGCCUACAACAGGUCCACGGGCAAGAGGCCCUGGGCCAUCAGCAAAACACUCGCCUUCCGCUGCUUUGUGAUACUGCACAACGUCUUCUUGGCCCUCUACUCAGCAUGGACGUUCUUGGGCAUGCUCCGCACCCUGCGCCGCGCGGUGGUCAGCCCGCGCGGGCCCCUGGGCUUCUCGGGCUUCCUUGAUUCUUUGUGCCAGCUUAACGGACCCCGCGGUUUGGGUAACGCUGCUUUCUUUGACGACGAGACGAAUUCGUGGCGCUCAUACUCGACGGAGCCGGUCUUGAACCAGGAUGGCGUCCCCAGCCGGCUCGCUGCCGGGCGCAUCUGGAACGAGGGCCUCGCCUUCUACGGCUGGCUCUUCUACCUGAGCAAGUUCUACGAGGUGUUCGACACCCUCAUCAUCCUCGCCAAGGGCAAGCUCAGCUCGACCCUCCAGACCUACCACCACGCCGGCGCCAUGCUGUGCAUGUGGGCUGGUAUGCGGUACAUGGCGGUGCCCAUCUGGAUCUUCGUGUGCUUCAACUCGUUUAUCCACUCCAUCAUGUACACGUACUACACCGCGACAGCGCUCAAUAUCCGCGUGCCCAUGUUCAUCAAGCGCACGUUGACCUCGCUGCAAAUUACCCAGUUCGUCCUGGGCACCUCGGCCGCCAUGGUGCACUCGUUCAUCAACUACACCAUCCCCGUCAGGACCAACUCGCAGACCGACAUCGGCCUUGCCCCACCCGCGAUCAACGGCUCCGGCGGCGCCGCUACCGAGCUGGACAGUCUCCUCGACGUCGAGGGUGCUUAUGACCGACAGGUCAUGCCCUGCAUCACAUCGAGUGGCGAGACCUUCGCCAUCUGGCUCAACGUGGUCUACCUCCUGCCCCUCACGUACCUCUUCAUUUCGUUCUUCGUUGAAAGCUACAUCCGCCGCGGCAACACGAGGCAGUCCAGCAAGCGAGGCGCCGAAGGCAGCGCCGCGGCUGCCGUCCGCCACCUGAGCAACGACGUCCACUCGGCGGGCUGGGAGGCCGCCCAGAAUGUCAACCGCGAGAUGUACGAGGAAAGCGCGGAGGACGAGGCGGUCAGCGCCGAGGGGAACCAAGCCAAUGGCCGUGUUGCUGCGAACGGCCGGGUGUUACGCCGUCGGCAUUAAGCUUCCUGGCCUCAGUGGAACAAACAUGGGAAGUACGAACCGAAAAGCAAACGACACUCACAUCCAAAUCGCGAAGCACGUUGCUCAACAAGCAAGUUCGAAGCUGCAAGAUACCUCAGUCACCGGUCGACACUUACCGAGGAGGACAAGCCAGGUGUUCUGAGGAACACGUUGGCGGAACGGGACAUGGACAAAGCGGGUGGAACAGACUUGACUGCUCAAACCCACUAAGUCCAGCCCCGUUCAUGAAUCAUGGAUGAGACCAUGAACGUAUUACGGCGAUGACGAAGCCUGAAAGAGGUGCACGGCAGCAUGGAGUAUGGGAUCAAUCUAACGCGGAUUCGGACGGGAAGAAGUAAUUGGAUUGGACUGGGGGAGGUGAUUCCUCGGCUAUCAGCCUUUGUCUGAGGUUUUUCUUUUAAUCGGACCGGAUCAUGAGGGACGCUAAGCAUCGGGGGUGGGAGGGGGAGCAAGGUGCAUUGCGCUGCGUUGCGUUUCUGGCUGCCUUCUGCUUUUUACACUGCUACUAGAGCGGGUUGAUCCGUGUCAGGGGAGUUAGGGGAAGGCAAAGUCAUACCUGGAAACGGAGAAGAAAGGUUUAAGUUUUGAAUCGUAAUGUGUAUUUCUAAGUUUCGAGUUCCAGCCAGGC
This is a messenger RNA of Thermothielavioides terrestris NRRL 8126, 2296 nucleotides long. RefSeq names its product fatty acid elongase-like protein. Gene Ontology annotation, biological process: fatty acid elongation, saturated fatty acid; very long-chain fatty acid biosynthetic process; fatty acid elongation, polyunsaturated fatty acid. NCBI's taxonomy places the organism in Eukaryota, Fungi, Ascomycota, Sordariomycetes, Sordariales, Chaetomiaceae. The transcript is spliced from 2 exons. The record is from RefSeq and is a predicted model, not a curated record. Gene Ontology annotation, molecular function: fatty acid elongase activity. Gene Ontology annotation, cellular component: endoplasmic reticulum membrane. Bases 283 to 1647 code for a protein of 454 amino acids.